Molecule: messenger RNA, 898 nt
Organism: Ruditapes philippinarum (Manila clam)
Lineage: Eukaryota; Metazoa; Mollusca; Bivalvia; Venerida; Veneridae
Product: four-domain proteases inhibitor-like
Exons: 4
Coding region: 116-445 (109 amino acids)
Molecular function (GO): protein binding
Source: RefSeq, a predicted model, not a curated record
AUUAUAUGCAGAGAGUUUGAUCAUACUUUAAUUGCACGAUUAUCAAGUUAAUUGCGACAUUCGAGAAGGAAAGCUUGCAAUUGUAAUUUAAACGCGAAACACUUAACACUUGACAAUGUUGGUGAAUAUCUUUAUUUGUUGUCUUGUGAUUCAAUGUGUAUACGGACGCAACCAAGAAACUAACAUAUCAUAUGAUGACUGUACAGGGUUUUGUCCUGAAAAUUGGGAUCCUGUAUGUGGAUCCGACGGGAAUACUUAUGGUGUAUGUGGACAUGACCAUCAAAAUGACAUAACGGACGCCGAUUGUGACCAUGCAUGUAUUGCUCUUUGGGCUCCUGUUUGUGGAUCCGACGGAAAGACAUACGGAAAUGCUUGUGAAUUCAACGUUGGACGGUGCAAAAACGAAGAACUGAAAUUAGCUCAUACUGGAUCUUGUCGUGUUUAGAUGAAUGGAAACAUAAUAGUGUUACAAAUAAAGAUAAAGUCUGCAGAAAUCUUAUGUUGUUUGUAAAAGUUAUAUCUCCAAAUGUUCAACGAGAUCUUUCAUUUUUAAUAUCUAAUGUUUGAACAUACAAGUAUAAGUAUUAUUGUUUUUUUAUGAGAGCAAGAUGUUGACAUAACAUAACAGGCUGCUCAAAACUUUGGAAUUGCAUAUGUCCGAUCAUAUGUGAUUUGAUUUUUACGUCGAUCCGUUUUUACUUUACUUUACGACACCAUUUUAUUUACAAUUGAAAUAACUGUGAUAAAUAUUGUGCUACGGAAAAAUAAUAUAAACCCCUAUUUCCAAAGCCAGCUUGCUUAAGUGUCAGAUAUUCAUUGUUAAAAUUCAAGAUCAAGUAACUUGCUUAUACAAAAAAUCUUUAAUACGGAGAUAUAACCAUAUACGAUUAUACAUAAA